AUGACAUCCCCUGCACAUUUCGACGACCAGGAAUUUGAUUUUGGAGGCGAAUUUAGCGGCACACGUCCAGAUACUAUAGGUAAUAUAGGUAAUAAGAGGCCAUCUCCUGAUUAUGAGGAUGGAGAUUUUGAUAAUGAUCCUUUGGGAAAGAAGUUGAAAUCGAAAGCCGAAGAAGAAGCUGCUUCUGGUGUCACAACUGGAAUGAUUUUGUCUCUUCGUGAGAGUCUUCAGAAUUGUAAGGACACGCUUGACUCGUGCAUGAAUGAACUCGAGGCUGCACAAUCCGAGAUUAAAAAAUGGCGCUCUUCAUUUCAAAAUGAACUAUUCAUACCUGCUGGGACCACACCGGUACCCAAAUUGGUGAUUAAUUAUCUCCAAGCACUGAAAGCAUCGGAAGAGUCCUUAGGCGAUCAGCUUGAAAAGGCAAAGAAAAAGGAGGCUGCAUUCAUUGUGACAUAUGCUAAACGUGAGCAAGAGAUAGCAGAGCUGAAGUCUGCUGUACGGGACCUCAAAGCUCAACUCAAACCAGCAUCAAUGCAGGCAAGGAGGUUCUUACUAGACCCAGCAGUUCAUGAAGAGUUCUCGCGGUUAAAGAAUUUAGUUGCGGAAAAGGACAAAAGGGUAAAAGAGUUGCAAGAUAACAUUGCUGCGGUAAACUUUACUUCACAAAGCAAGAUGGGGAAGUUGCUAAUGGCUAAAUGUAGAACUCUGCAGGAGGAAAAUGAAGAGAUUGGGCAUCAAGCUUCUGAGGGCAAGAUGCAUGAAUUAGCAAUGAAACUUUCAUUGCAGAAAGACCAGAAUUCCGAGCUCAGAAAUCAAUUCGAAGGGUUGCAGAAGCAUAUGGAUGGAUUGACCAAUGAUGUGGAAAGAUCCAAUGAAAUGGUUUUCAUGUUGAAAAAUAAAUUAGAUGAGAAGGAUCAGGAGAUCCAAAGACUGAAAGAUGAGUUGCAACAAAAAAACUCCGCAAAGAAGGGGAGAACAGAUGAUGUAUCUAAUGCCAGAGAUUGA
This is a messenger RNA of Lathyrus sativus (Indian pea), 1008 nucleotides long. The record is from the annotation of a GenBank genome assembly. NCBI's taxonomy places the organism in Eukaryota, Viridiplantae, Streptophyta, Magnoliopsida, Fabales, Fabaceae.